This is a messenger RNA of Eremothecium sinecaudum, 1998 nucleotides long. RefSeq names its product ATP-dependent 3'-5' DNA helicase (gene HMI1). Gene Ontology annotation, cellular component: nucleus. Bases 1 to 1998 code for a protein of 665 amino acids. Gene Ontology annotation, molecular function: DNA binding; ATP binding; hydrolase activity. The record is from RefSeq and is a predicted model, not a curated record. The transcript has a single exon. Lineage: Eukaryota; Fungi; Ascomycota; Saccharomycetes; Saccharomycetales; Saccharomycetaceae. Gene Ontology annotation, biological process: recombinational repair.
AUGCACAAAUUAACUAAUUCACAAGAGCAGUUGCUUGAGAUACCGUGUGAACCUAAUACUACUAUAACAGUAACAGGGGGGGCAGGUACUGGCAAAACUUACAGUUUGGCAUACAAAGUCUAUGACCUGAUCAAUAGUGGCACUAUUUCACCGGAUGAGGUACUAAUAUUAUCAUUAACAAAUUCAGCAAUAAAUGGUUUUGCCGCUGAACUGAUAAGGAUCUUUGAGAAAUCAGAUCUACGAUAUACCUCAACUGAGAGUUCGAAAGUUGAGACUGUUGAAAAGAUCGACCUACAUACGUUUCAUGAAAUAUGCUAUAAGAUUCUAAGUGAAGCCAUGCCAGUGGUUAACGCAACUGAUUUAGAUGAAUCUAAUGGCCUGGCAAGUUUAUUGUUAAACAAGAAAGCUAUAACUCAAGAAGAAACAUACAGGCUCUGUGAGAGGUUGAAUGUACUCACAAUAGAUAGAAUUAUAGAAGAAGCUCAUAAAUUGAUAAAAAACACAGCGUACUUGAAGUAUGAUGUUAGAAGACGAAUUGACAGUUUGCUCAAAAAAUACAAGGUCAUUGUUAUUGAAAACUAUCAAGAUUUGUACCCACUUGUUUCUUCGAUAGUAUCACUUAUUGCUGUGGAUAAGCAAUUAAUCCUUUCUGGUGAUCCAGGUCAAAAAAUAUAUGGCUUUCUAGGAAAUAAUAAUAGGGCACUUGCCCAAGUAUAUGGUUCUAGGAGCGGUAAAACUUAUUCAAUUGAGUUGAACACAAAUCUCCGAAAUACGCCAGAAAUUAUUGCUAAAGCAAGAUCUAUUAAUAAAAAUGCUGCAGUUGCAAAUUACAACGUUCUGAAACCAGCAUGUUUGGUUGAACCAUUUGUCGCGAAUUACUCUACUGAAUUGGAUGCUAUGGAGUUUUUACUUGAUCAAAUAUGCCGGUUAAUAUGCUGUUCUUCGAAAUCUCGUGAUAUAGCAAUUCUAACUAGUACAAACUCUCAACUUAAAACUGUGCAAGAAUAUCUGAAACAAUAUGGAAUUUCUACCAGAAACCUAAAGCUCUCCGCCAGCCGACUUUACGAUUCAGAGACGACGCUGUUCAUUAACACGUUGAAGGUUGCAAGAAUAGUCAUGCCGCCGUCCAUUAUUCGUAACGAUUCUCCGACCGGAGAAACAGGUGAUUUUAAUAUAAUUAAAGCCUUUAGCAUGAUUAAAGGAAUUGGUAAAUCAGCUAUUAGAAAACUGUUAGACCUUUCAAAUGUCCAAGGGAUAAGUUUAUGGUCUAUCAUAAUUUCAAAGCCCUCUACUUACGAGCUACCAAAGGCUUCCAAGGCUAUUAUGUCGAAAUAUGCGAAAGCUAUUAACUCAUUGGUUCACGAAAAACACAUACAAACCCUGAAAGACCCAGAACUUCUAUUCAAUGAAGUAAUGGAGACAUUGAGUAAAUUUGGUGUGCAUCUUAAAACAAAUAUUGAAUCUUUUGAUGAUCAGGCAUUAAAAUCGGACCAGUUCAUACAAACAAUCAAAGCUUUCCGAAGUACGAGAGGAUUAGACACUUCAGCUAUCGAUUGGAUUUUAAAAGGGGUUGGAGACGGUUCAUUUAGAUACGAUCGCUUCCGGAUCCAGGAGAGGCGUGGUUUGGAAAAUUCCAUAAAACUAUCUACAAUGCAUGCCGCUACCGGUUUUGAAUCACCAAUUGUCUUUCUUCUUGGGCAAAAUACUAGUUUUAAUAUUGAUGAUAAGCUUUUAUAUGUUGGUAUGACAAGGAGCCGCAAUCUUUUAUACUUGACAAACAUUAUGCAUCCAUCUCUGAAUAGAACUAAAAAUUAUCCUGAUUUGCUAGACAAAGCAUCAUAUUGGAAAUAUUAUAGCAAAGAUUUAAACCGAGAUGCCCUCAAAGAUUACUCUGUUGCUAGGGUACGCUACAAUAAGCUCAGCAAACACAUAUGGUGUAAUAUGAAAUCAUAUUCAACCGCAAAUUACUUGUUUAAAAUAAUGAAGAAAUUCCUAUGA